Messenger RNA from Staurois parvus, 372 nucleotides. Lineage: Eukaryota; Metazoa; Chordata; Amphibia; Anura; Ranidae. The record is from the annotation of a GenBank genome assembly.
AGUGUCAGUGUGUCAUUGUUCUGGACCCCCAAGUGUCAGUGUGUCAUUGUUCUGGACCCCAAGUUGUCAGUGUGUCAUUGUUCUGGACCCCCAAGUGUCAGUGUGUCAUUGUUCUGGGAACCCACAAGUGUCAGCGUGUCAUUGUACCGGGACCCCCAAGUGUCAGUGUGUCAUUAUUCCGGGACCCCCCAAGUGUCAGUGUGUCAUUGUUCUAGGACCCCCAAGUGUCAGUGUGUCAUUGUUCCGGGACCCCCAAGUGUCAGUGUGUCAUUAUUCUGGGGCCCCCAAGUGUCAGUGUGUCAUUGUUCUGGGACCCCCAAGUGUCAGUGUGUCAUUGUUCUGGGGCCCCCAAGUGUCAGUGUGUCAUUGUUC